UUAGUUCAUUCGAACGUUCGCUCCAUCGUUAUUCAUCGCAAGUUCAUCCCAGCCACCAUGGCAACCGACGGUGCCGGUAAAUUCUCUCUCGCUCUCUCUCUCUCUCUCUAGCCCUUUCUUACGAUUCGAACACUUAUGACUUGUUUUUCUUUCUGCCUCUCUCUUUCUCUCUCUCCCGCAAUGUAUGUACACAUACCCCGUAUGGGAAGAAGCUUUCCCAUGGAAACCAUCCCUUCCCGUGCGGCCACGAUGGGUGGGAGCACAGACCGAAGGCUCCAAAAACCGACCACAGCUGGACCGUUUGGGCCGGAUGGUUGGACGGUGAAGUUUCAGUCUGUUGUUACGCUCGGGCGUAGAAAGUGGUCGGUUGGAAUUUGGCUUAACGUACAACCAUCCCCGUGGGUGUACCCAGUGUAGGCGCGGCAAAACAUAACACCCGGUGGUACCGUGUCCUCUGGACUCUGGUGGACUCGCGGACGCGCAAAAGGGUCGUCAACACGACGACGUAAAUUUAGUGUUUGAAUGUGUCUGUGUGUUCAAAUCUUUUUGUUUAAUUAGCUUCGAUUCGAUGGGUUAAUAAUAGCAGACGGUGUGCGAAGUAGUGUACUUUCUUUGUGACAGCUUUAAAGUGACAGUUGCUGAAAAUUGUUCAGAUUUACACAAAAAACAAGGAAGAUCAAAAUGAUUCCGCAUCGAACUGUACAGUGCGAUCGAUCACAGCGUUAUCAAGGCGGUACACUAAGGUGUAAACGAUCGGUGACGUUUGGUGCUGCACUGCUGCUGGCAGCAACAAUGGCGCUACUGUUCGUGAGCAACGUGGCCAGUGCAGAGGCUGUAGACAAAAUGGCAGAUACACCGAGCAGUGAAGAAGCGACAGCAGAUGGAGAGCAAUUGAUGCCACAGGCACUCUCGCUAACAACACUACUCUCGGAGGAUCCGACUGCUGCAGCAUUGCAACCGGGCCACAUCGAUGCAUCACUGCAACCUCUGUCUGAGCACAACCCAUCACCCUCGUCGCCGGACAUUCCCAGUGUGGAUGGACGUCGGCGUCGUCGAUUGGGUAGGAAGCGAAAGCGUCGUCCACUGCAGGACGAUUACUGGCCACCGGCAGUACCGGAAGAUAACGAUACGGAGUCGAACGGUUUCUCCCCAACAGCGGGCGCCGGCCGAGUAUCGGAUCGGAAACGUUUAGCGUAUGCCGGAGCGGGCGCAUCUCGCUGGGAGGAACCGGCGCAACGGGCCGCACCAGCCCGGCCAGUCAUUCGAUCGAAUGCGAACCAUCAGCAGCGACCGGGCGAUUGGAUGCAUAACCCAUACACCGAUGCGAUUAACGUGGAACAACCGCCGGCAACGGUAAGACGGCUCCCAGGUGGACAAUCUGCCGCGGCAACGGCCGGAAAUUUGUCACCUAUUGAUCCGAAUAGGUCGCGACGAAUUGCCGGCGGGCGACCGACGGAACAGUCCCCGACCAAUGCCAAAGCAUACCGGAAACCAUACUCACAGGCACGGCGUACCGAGGAACCUUAUUCUACCGGUGACGGUGGUUCGAGUGAAGCCGGCAAGGUUCCCGUAUCGGCGACCGAUCUGAAGGCGCUGCUAAAACAAUCCGACGGACUGAGUCUGAGCGAGAUACUGCAGCAGCGCAACAUUUCGCUGCAGGAUCUUAUCAAGGGCAAACAGAUGGCAUUGGCCGCACUCACGCAAAGCCCACUGGACGCAACCACAACGAUGAUGACGACGGGAGACGAACAGUCUACGACCUUGUCGCCCACACUUUCGAGCGUACGGUUUCGGGUGCACGACGACAACCUUACCGGGCGGCCCGAAGUUUCCGGAGAUACGAGUACCGCAACGACGCCGACAACGAGCACGGCGAUACCAGCUAACGACUUGCUAACGACUUCCGGCUUUAAUGGUCAUCCACCGAGUGCAGUGGAGGAUGAAUCGAACAAUGCGGUCGGUGACGAUAUUGGUCAUAGUGUUGGAAGCAUUUUCCCGACCGUUGAAAUCAAGCAGCUUGCACUCAACCCGGUACUUCCCAUGCACAAGGACGACCAGCGCAUCCGUCCGAUAAAAGGUGUCGCCUCACGGAUACGGCCCGAUCUGAGCAACACACACAUCCGGACCGAACCGGGCCAGGCAGCACAGGUUCGGUUAUCCAUCGCAACCACAACCACCGGCAGUCCAACGAUUGGUCCGACGAAUCCUUCACUGCUGCUGAUGACAUCAACGACAAGGGAAAGGUGGACACCGUCCGCCGCACUUGUUGGGCAGCGUCAGAAGUUUCAAACCACGGGAAAGCAGUUCCACGCCGGAAGGUACGGUUACGGUACGACCCUACCCUCAGGAUUUAGCUCAACCGCAUCGGAGAGUGAUAAUGCGCCGCUAACGCUCACGACGACAGUGGUUGGAACAACGACCGAACCACCGUCGGCGAAAAAGCUCGUAGGGCUGAAACUAAGUUCUGCCGAAGCUACCUCCAUCCUGCCGGAAGCGGAAGCAAUGGUGGAGUUAUCGCCCGAACGUCAGCUUCAUCAACAUCUGCUGCGCGUUCCGAAGCUGAAGCCCAGAAUUGCCAUCAAACCGAAGCUAACGAAUGUAGUGCCACCGACAUUACCUGCUGAAGUACCAUCCUCCACAGUAGUGCCACCAUCAACGGCUCCGCCGGUCAAGGUUACAGCCAAGGAUCGAUUUAAUCUGUCUGACGUGGAGCUGAGUGAUGACAGUACCGGCGAGGGAUCCAUUACAACGCCCGCCAGCAAACAGGGACGCCAGCAGCGCUUGAACGAUGAUUUGGACGAUAGCGAAGAGCCGGGUUUGAACAUUAUCGAGAAGUUUACCUCAUUUGCGGAUUCUGCGAUACCGGCGACACAGGAAGAACGGGAUUCAGAACAGGCAGCGGUGGCCGAUUUGAUUGGACGUAUAAGCGAACAUACGCAGCGCUCAUUUACGGACAGCUUGGAGGAUCUCUACCGCGACGUCACCGAAAGCAACCCCUCACUGUUUAACGAUCUCUCACCAAUCGCUAGUGCCGAUGAUAGGCGCGAACUGCUCGAACUGAUGGAGGACCGUCGUAUCGGGUCGCGCCUUGCCAAGGUACUAUCGCAGCGUAACAUGACACUGGAGCAGCUGCUAGAGCAUCGACGCCGCGGUUCCAGCCAGCUUCAUCUGGCAGAAAUAGCAAACGGCAAGGUGAAACCGAUCGAUGACAAGAUCGACAUUGUGACGGCGUUCGAGCACUUUCCACGCUUCAACAUUGGCAACCUGCGCAGCAUCCGGCCCGACGACAUCAAGCUGGACUCGCAGGGUUUCAGCUACUUCACCUCGAUCAUCAACAUCCGACCGUCGGAUGAGGCGUACAAGGAGGCCCGUGCAUUGCAGGAUCGACAUCGCUCGAGGCGACCGGUCUCAUCCACGAGCAAUCAUCGCGGUGACACUCAUUUUUUAGUGAAAGGCGGAUCGAAGGAUAGGCUGCUCGUGCCUUCGAGAAUGUCCGCCGGAAUGGAACAUACGUACGGCAGCAACAGCGAAAACUAUGAUCACCAGGAGGAUCACCGCAACGAUGUAGGCGAUCUGCUCGAUCUGGAACUAUCGGGCCAUGGGUUUCAGCACCACCGGAGUGCGUCGGUAACGAUCGAGAGUACCUCGAUGCCGGUCGGUGUCCGAUCGGCGAUCGUUGCCAGUUCGGUGAUCGUUGGCGUUUCGCUCGUGAUCUUCGUAGCCAUAUUCGUGGCCUGUCGGUUACGGCAGCGUCGUCGCCAGAAGCUUAAUUACACCGAAAACUUCAACAUGGCGAAGGGCCGUCUGCCAAUUCUGCAUGCGAGCGAUCAGGAAACGGUGCGAAAGAGUUGCACACCAUCGGCAUCUGGGCGAUCGAGCAGUUUGGGUGAGCAGGUUGUCUACACCACGCAUCGAGCACUGGGCGGAACCAGCGGAACGACGGGUAACAGCGGUACGGUAGGAACGUCAGCGACAGCAACGACGAGCAGACAGCGGGCCAUGAUGGAUCCCAAUUCGGUCGAGGUACAGGAUUAUCUUUGGGAUCGGAAACCAUUCCAGUAAACGAUCGAACGAACAGGGAGUGUUUCGAGUUUAUUCGACGGUUGUGAUAAAAAAGGGUUUUGCUAUAUCUAUCUAUUAGAUUGAUCCUAUCCAACCGGAACCGAGGACGGGAGCAGCAUCAGUGCUCACCAGCACUCUAGCCCCAAAAAAAAAACCAUCCCAUCCUCCGAUCGAACUGGAUUAGAACGAGAACCAAGGAUGUACCGUGAUCGUGAAACGAUGUGUUAAAUGACAACGGUGUGACAAGGGCUAGUUUCCACUUGCACACACACACAUAGGAUAUGAGCGGGACGAACCAUGAAACGAAUGAAAAUCGUGUUAGAAGAAAGUCUGUUUCAAGAAACUCUGGUCGGACAAAAGUUUGAGCUUCAUCACGGUCAGAAGAUGCACUAGUUGCAAGUAAACUUACCCUGCACCGUGUUCUUUAUCUAACAAACUGCCAUCUCGUCCGCACCGGAACGGAAGUUUAAAUCAACCACCUAAACAAAACGAUGGCCAACGAGUGUCCGCGGGUGUUGUGGGUUGAUUUGGAUGUGACUUGUGGAAGGACCAAGAGAUUGUUACAAAACUCCGUUCAACAUGAGCAACAAGAAAGAUUAGUUGUAAAACCGAAAGACAAAGACAACGGAAGAAAAAAUUCACACUUUAAUAUUAUAAUAUACUUGUAAAGGGAGUCAGCGAGACAAAACAUGUUGUAAGAUAGACAAAAACCAAUGUGCAAUAUUACGUUCGAAGGAAGAAUAAUAAAUUAAUGUUAAACAAAGUUGCGAUACGACGUACGACGGUCUUAGCCGGUAGUUUAUAAUUUAUAAAGUUACAAAUAAUCUAACUUUAAACUAGGUGAUUUAGUGUAUGAGUCUGUUUUCUCCCUCAAAGCUAGGAUAGGGAAAAGGAAGACGAUAGCGUUGAGUAGCAGAUUCCAACCGAUAGUGAACAGUCCGAACUGUCUUUAAUUACAAUAAAUUCAAAUAAUUUAAAAGCGCAAAGAAAGUAUUUUUGUUUCGUUGUAAAAAAUGAAUGAAUAAAACAAGCGUAAGUUAUC
This is a messenger RNA of Anopheles funestus (African malaria mosquito), 5104 nucleotides long. RefSeq lists its product as uncharacterized. The transcript is spliced from 4 exons. The record is from RefSeq and is a predicted model, not a curated record. NCBI's taxonomy places the organism in Eukaryota, Metazoa, Arthropoda, Insecta, Diptera, Culicidae. Bases 682 to 4062 code for a protein of 1126 amino acids.